GCCGGCGGCGGUGUGGGCGCGGGGGCGCCGUCGGGGGGCGGCGGCGUACCGGUGCUCUUCUGCUUCUCGGUGUUCGCGCGGCCCGCGUCGGUGCCCCACGGCGCCGGCUACGACGUGCUCAUCCAGAAGUUCCUGAGCCUCUAUGGCGACCAGCUCGACAUGCACCGCAAAUUCGUGGUGCAGCUCUUCGCCGAGGAGUGGGGUCAGUACGUGGACCUGCCCAAGGGCUUCGCGGUGAGCGAGCGCUGCAAGCUGCGCCUGGUGCCGCUGCAGAUCCAGCUUACGACCCUGGGAAACCUCACGCCUCCCAGCACUGUGUUUUUCUGCUGUGACAUGCAGGAAAGAUUCCGACCAGCCAUCAAGUACUUUGGAGACAUUAUCAGUGUGGGACAGAGACUGUUACAAGGAGCUCGGAUAUUAGGAAUUCCAGUUAUCAUAACAGAACAGUAUCCCAAAGGCCUUGGCAGCACGGUGCAAGAGAUCGACUUAACAGGUGUCAAACUGGUUCUUCCGAAGACCAAGUUUUCUAUGGUGUUACCGGAAGUGGAAGCGGCCUUAGCCGAGAUUCCUGGCGUCCGCAGUGUUGUACUAUUUGGAGUAGAAACACACGUGUGCAUCCAGCAAACCGCCCUGGAGCUGGUCGGCCGAGGCAUCGAGGUUCACAUCGUUGCCGAUGCCACCUCCUCAAGAAGCAUGAUGGACAGGAUGUUUGCUCUUGAGCGUCUUGCUCGAACUGGGAUCAUCGUGACCACCAGUGAGGCCGUUCUGCUACAGCUGGUGGCUGACAAAGAUCACCCGAAAUUCAAGGAAAUUCAGAACCUAAUUAAGGCGAGUGCCCCUGAGUCUGGUCUGCUCUCCAAAGUAUAAGAUACUUGAAGAUCGGGAUCCCCGACAGGAUGGCAAGCCAGACGAGCGCUUGUCUCUGCUAAAACUAAAAUGUUAAGUCAACAGCAAAUCCUCCUUUGCAGCUCUUAGUAACACUUAACUGGCUAGACCUUUGGGUACAAGCAUUUAGUUCUGAUGUCAAGGCUUCAGGUGCUGCUUAUCUUCUUUGUUUCUUAAUGGGCUUUUAUUUAUUAUUCAAAUUACAAUGGAGGUGCCUGUUUUGUCUACAUCAUAUACUCUGACCAUAUCUUUCCAAAGUGCUCCCUCUGGUGAAGUUUUCUUAAAUUGUGUCCUUUACAGAAAUAAAACACAUCUGUCAUAAUGGUCUGACUUUUCUAUAGUUGUGAAACAUCUCCUGUAAUGUCGGUGUAGAUGUGGUGUUUUCACUUCCCAGGCUGCCUGGCGACCGAUUCCUGAAUGAGAACUGACCAACAGGACAAUGGAUUGUCACCGACGUCUCUCACAGUGUAGAGUUGCUGACUGAGUGAGGUGCAUUGAUUUAACCAGAGCAAAUUAUCUUCACUGUUGGGUAUCCAUCUCGACUGUGCUGCUUUUCUUAUUCCUGUUGCCAUCUUUGUGGAUUUCCUUCCUCUGGCUAGCGAUCUAUGCUAAUGUUCUUCUUCCACUGGAUGUUUUUCUUGCUCGUUGAUUAUUUUAAUUUUGUGAACAGAUGGGAGUGAUUUGCAGGGCUGGAUAACUGACAGGGUUCCCCGGACAUAAUGCCUUUACAGUCUUUCUGAGUGCAUGUUUUGGUACACACGGGAGUUAGCGGAGAAGUAAACACUACGUAAAAUGUAGUUUUAAAAUGUCCAUGUUUCCCUUUGUGUUUUUCUCUCCCCGCCAUUAAAACAUUGUUACUGCUGACGUCAUCAAAGUGACUUGGUAGGGAUAAUACUACGGUCAUUGUUAGCCCAUCAGUAGGUUUAUUUUCACUUAAUACUUACUAGUGCUUAAAAACUUUUUAAAGUGUGUUGUGAUAUGUGGAUCAUUACUCUCUUUGUAUUAAAUUAGAGAAAAUAUAUUACAUGGUGAAAUUGUUUUGUUUCCCGUGACUCCAUGAAUACUAGUCAAGGAACUCUAGUGACUUUUCAGAGGUAGCAGAUUUAAUACUUAUAAUCAUACAACUAAUGGAAGCUUUCAAAGGAGGAGAAUCCUUUGCAGUCCCAGACUGAUGGAGUUGUUACAGGGCCUUCCUGUUGGAGCUGUAGGAAUGUGUUUUGUUCUUUGAGCCUUUUAAGACACCAGAGCCUAGUGUCCUUGGGUGUGCUCAGAUGUUUGCUUUAGAAUAAUGACUCUCAACCUCUGGGUCACCAUGCUUUGGGGAUCUAAUGAUCCUUAUAUAGGGUUCGUUUAUCAGAUAUUCUGUGCAUCAGGUAUUUACAUUACAAAUCAUGACUAGCAAAAUUACAGUUAUGAAGUAAUGAUGAAAUAAUUUUAUAGUUGGGGUCUUCACAACAUGAGGAACUGUACUAAAAGGUCUGUCGCAGCAUUAGGAAGAUUGAGAACCGCUGCUCUAGAAAAUGAGAAAGAAGCAUCAUAGAGUUAUCUACCUUUUAAAAUAAUUUCUAAUAAAUGUGACCUAGUGCUUUUCAUACUUUUAUUAUCUGGAGAGCUUGUUAAAAUACUGAUUUUAGCUUUUUUUCUUCAUUUAAAUUAAAAAAUAAAAUGGCGUUGCCACCAGUGAAGCAAGGUUUUAAUUUAGAAUGUUUUGCUUCCCUUGUAUCCACACCUCUCCCAUCUCAGUGAGAAUCCAUGGCAGCGAAGCCUCGUCACAGCUGAAGCCAGCUAUGUGACCCUGGAUUACUGUCCUUUGGAGACAAUGUCUGAGAACAACAGACUGUUUGCUUCUCAAUUCUAGAGAGGUGUGGGGCUCACUGUGCUGACGUCAAAGCUGGUCUGGCAAAGCCGUGAUCUUUCUUGGAGCCUGUAAAGGGGAUGAUCAAGAUUCAGCAGCUCCAUGCUUCUAGAAUCCACUCGGGUUUUUGUUUUUGAUUUUGGUUUUGUUUUAUUUGUAUGUUUUUACCAUUACUGCCAUCUUCUCAGGCAGUGAGUGUGGAUCUAAUCCCAGGUCCCUUCUGACUUCCUCCUCCUGCCUGGCCUAAGAUCUCCUGUGAUUCAAGGUCCCUGAUUAGCAACCUUUUUCCACCUGCAGCCUUAACACCCUUUGGCCACGUAGCACGGUUCCAGGCUCCAGGGAUAAAAACGCACACGGGUAUCUUCAAAGGCCAUUGUCAUCACACAAUGUGAAUUGAAUUAUUUCAACUGUAUCAGGGCCAGGAAUGUAACUACGCGGAGGCUCAGAACAAUUGUGAACUCUUGCCUUCUCCUGUUUUGUGAACCAUGCCAAAAAGGUGGCAAGGCUUUUACUUUAUGAUUAUAGGAAAACUGAACUGAUCGUAAUACAUUAAGCUUUGGAACAGAAGUGUCCGUAACUCUGUAGGAUGGUGAAAUCCUUUUUAUUGACAUAAAUAAAGAACAUAAGGAUGUAA
Molecule: messenger RNA, 3374 nt
Organism: Microtus ochrogaster (prairie vole)
Lineage: Eukaryota; Metazoa; Chordata; Mammalia; Rodentia; Cricetidae
Gene: Isoc1
Product: isochorismatase domain containing 1
Source: RefSeq, a predicted model, not a curated record